Molecule: messenger RNA, 2501 nt
Organism: Ciona intestinalis (vase tunicate)
Lineage: Eukaryota; Metazoa; Chordata; Ascidiacea; Phlebobranchia; Cionidae
Source: RefSeq, a predicted model, not a curated record
GGAACCAACUUCCCUGCAGGUUGCCAUAUAUUUGAUGUCUUUGUAUUUUAAUGAAUAAUUAACUAAUAUUACGCGAACCACACGAUGUCAGCAGAGGUUGACGCAGGUUCAAAAGUUAAGUUUCAUACCGAACGAGGGAAUUCAUAUUUGGAGGAAGCGAAGCGUGACGCAAGUUACCACGGACGUGCUGUGCAGGAGUUUGUCCUCGCUUACAAACACGUAUUAUUACUCAACAACCGAAGUGGGUUGGAGACAUCGUGCGUGUUCAACCUUGGGGCCGCGUAUAUCGCUGCCGGGUACUUUGAGCGGGGGGUGGAGGUGUUGGGGUCAAUACUCAACAAUGUUGACCCCGCCCCUGUGGAAAACGUUGGUGAUAACUACCCGUCAAUCACCCGCGGUGAUGUUUUGUAUAAUAUCGGUUACGGGUACGAGAAAAUGAACAACUAUGACAUCACAAUACGUUAUUAUGAAAGUGCAAUCAGCGAUUUUAAGUUAAGCCCCCAGCGGAGGGCGAUGUUAUGCUCGACGAUGGACAAAGUGGCCGCGAUGCACGUCAAGCACGGGGACCAUAUUAGGGCACGAGGGGUGUAUUAUGAUGUCAUAAAGAUAUAUAUGGAUGAACAAUUAUACGAAGAAGCGUGUUCUGCAAUGUUACGACAGGUUGAAGCAGUUCUUGGGGAUUCCCCUGUUUUGGAUAAUUCUUGUUUUUCAAUUCUGGACGAAUGUUUGGAUAAUUGCGAUAAAAUAAAGAACAACGUUGCAAAAUGUAAAGUGUUAACGGAACUUGGGUUGAAAUAUUCGUUGCUUGGAAGAUUUGCGGUCGCGGUUGAUUGCUUCGAUGACGUGUUACGGUUGAGUGAGGAUAAACAGUUGGUUGCCGUGGCGAUGCAGAAUAUGGGGGCCGUUAAAAAUCGACUUGGGGAGUUUACCGCGGGAAUCCCCUGGCAUGAGAAAGCGAUCAAACUACAUGGUAACCUUGGCAACAGGAACGCACAAGGACAAUGUUUUUGCAACCUUGCAAACGCGCUGACUCAUGCUCAACGAAUCGAUGAUGCAGCAGAAGCAUUUAUUCAUGCGUUACAAGCUUUUAAAGAUUCAGACGACAAACUUGGUCAAUGGCAAGUCCACGAUGGGUUGGGGAGGGUUUACGUUUAUUAUGGGAAAUACAACAAGGCUGUGAAACAAUAUAAACAAGCUAUUAUAUUACAAGCCCAGAGCAAGGACACCACGAAAGCCACUCAGGACAAAUUGGUUGAAAACUUAAGUCGUGCCUUGAUGUUGCAACACGUUCCUCCAACACCGAGACACAGGGAAAUAGAAGCCCCGCCCCCGGUUGAGGAACCGCCCAUCCAGGUCGACGCCCCCAAUACUCAGCCAAUCAAAAAUUCCCAUAAUUACGCACGGGGUCGUCGAGAGUUCGGUCGUGAUGGUCGUCCACUACGCUUCGUUAAUCGGGGGUUGUCAUCCUUCACCGCACACGAUGUCGUAACAAUGGAUGGACUGGACUCUUACCCUUCAAGUUCGGACGAUUCCGACCCGGAUAUUAAGCGUACCAUCUUACCCCGCCACUCAAGUUUACAAGGAAGUCGUAGAAAGUCGGGGAAAUUAAACUCAAGUCAAGGUUUACUUGAUCUCGAUUCCCCGAGUAAUCGACCAAUCACGACGGAGGAAAAAGAAUACGAUAAGUUACUAAGAGACAGCGGAGGCAGCAACACAAAUUAUAACCAGGCUUUUCGGGAUCAGCUUCAAUCCAUCUCCGAAAGUUUGACGGAUGUUUCGUCGGCAACGGAUGAAGACCCACCAAUCCCGAAACCGAACCCUCUUCCAAGAACCCUCAAACAUGGGGAAUCCCCUGGGGAUGGGAAAAACCCCGAUAAACAUGAGGAAAACCCCCUGAAGGUGGAACACCUGGUGGGACUUUCCCAGCGCUCUAAAACCCCCCCUAUCAAACCAGCGCGCAAGAUAUUAUCCGAUUCAAGUUAUUCAACAAUCAACAAAACUACAAGGUUUUCCCCAAAAAAUCCACCAGAACAUACUUACGAAUCCAUCCGAAGAGAUCCCGACGAGACCCAGGUGGGAAACCCCCAAGUUACCCCUAAUGAUGACACUUUACAUGGGGAUUCCCCCGAUGCUCCCCCAUUAUCAUCCAUCUAUGGCACGGUUCCGACGAACAAUGGGGAGGAGUUUGAAACAAAGAGUAAUGAUGUCAUAAAAGAACUGAAGCCGCCGCAACCUGAUGAUAAAAAGAAAUCAAGAAUGUGUAUUGUUAUGUGAUUGAACGACACCGAUAAUUUGUACAACCCAUUAGUGACCACUGGGUUGGAGCAAUUGUUGUUAAGUGUCCAAGAACAUUUAUGUAUUGUGAUGUAAUAAUCUUUGUAUCCAUCGUGUGCUAUAUAUUUCUUAGUUUCAAAUUAUUUUAACAAAUAUUAAAUCCUGUUUUGUAAACAAUUAGCUUUAUUCGCUCCCCUAAAAAAUAAACCGUGUGCUUUUUGCGCCAC